UUCGCUAUGUUUAAACUCGUUAAAACUCUUCUUUUGUGAAAAAUGUGAAAAUGUUUUUUAUAGCUGUUUUGUUGAAUUGAAAAUAUUUAACACAAAAUUUCAAAGCAAUUUAGCCAUUGUAGCAAUUCAAUUAAUUCAACCCUCAAUUUCUUGAUACUAAAAAAGUUGAAAUGGCUGCUGUAAUUCGAGUUAAACGAAGAAUAUUUGAUGAACCUGUGGAUAGUCUGGUUAUUAAUUGUAAAAGAAGGAAGACUGAUGACACAGACAGCGAAACCUCGGUAUCAGCGCUUAUCAAAUUAGCUACUACGCUCAAAAAUGAGAAUGAAAAUAUAUCUGCACACUUAUCUAAGAUUACUAAAGAAGAAGCAAAGAAAACAUUUAAAAGACAUAUCCCAAAUAUUACUACCAAACUUCGAAAUGAACAAAAAUUGCAAGCUCAAAAUAAUAGAUUUAAAGUAAUAAAUUGUUUUCGAACAUUAGAUGAUUCUAAAGAAGCUUCGAAUGGAGAGAAAAAUCAACUAACAGUGGUGGAUAUUGAACAAAAAAUGGAAGCAAAUAAUAUUUUUUUAUUAGAAUCUGAAACAAAGUUAACCACUAAUUAUGUAUAUGAUUUAUAUUAUAUGGAUGAAGUUGAUGAUAUGAUUUUGGAUAACAUGCUCAGUAUUCAUGAGGCCACUGAUGAUUUAGUAUUUGGAACAUUUCGGGAAGGUGGUUACAAGAGUUCAGAUGAUUAUGACACAGAUGACUCAAAUGAUGAGAAUAACUACAGAAAUGAUUAUCCUGAUUCCGAUAAUAGCAUAAAUGUAGGCGUUAUGAGAAAAGCCAUUGGAGAUCUGUCUUUAGGCGAAGAUCUCUCAAGUGAUGAAGGAGAAGGAUUUAUUUAUAGCGUGGAUAGCGAAGGAUUUGCUUUUGAAGGUGAUGUUGAUGAUGAUGAUAAACAGAGAUAUGGAGAAAAAUAUGCGCGAUAUAAAUCAAGGGUUCUUAAAGAAUUAAAUGACACUGAAACUGACAGUGACAAUGAAAGAGAGGAUUAUUAUGAUUGUUUGAAUUAUGAAGAAUCAGAUUAA
Messenger RNA from Ctenocephalides felis (cat flea), 1067 nucleotides. RefSeq names its product probable RNA polymerase II nuclear localization protein SLC7A6OS. The transcript is spliced from 4 exons. Bases 171 to 1067 code for a protein of 298 amino acids. Gene Ontology annotation, biological process: developmental process. NCBI's taxonomy places the organism in Eukaryota, Metazoa, Arthropoda, Insecta, Siphonaptera, Pulicidae. The record is from RefSeq and is a predicted model, not a curated record.